AUGUUAGUGUAUGUUUUUCAAAUUAUCCUCACUGCGGCAAGUCUUCGUGCUAAUGAUAAAUUUACAAGAACAAACAAUAACGAUUUACAAAAAUGUCUUUCAUCGUCAUUGCCAUUAUCGAUACGUACUGUUUAUCCAUGUAGCACAUUAACAAAUCAAAAGAAUUCUCAAUACCAAUGUGAUCAUUUCAAUGUUAGUGGAUUGUCGAGUGUUCGUGGUGGUCGAAUUUCUCAUUCGCCUGCUGUUAUUGUUUAUGCAACAAGCAGUAGCGAUAUUCAAAAUGUGGUUAAAUGUGCAACAAAACUGGAUUACAUUGUGAAUGCAUUAGGUGGCGGUCAUAAUUAUGAAGGCUAUGGUUUAGGUUCAAUGUACAACAAUAUUAUUAUUAAUAUGGAAGCAAUUAAUUACAUCAAUAUUAAUCAACAUGAUAGAACUGGCACAUUUGGAGCUGGUGCAAAAGUCGGUCCAAUCUAUUACAGAACAUAUCAAUAUGAUAAUUAUACAAUUAACGGUGGAUCUUGUGCAUGGAUGGGAGUGGCUGGUAAUGCACUUGGCGGUGGCUAUGGUUAUCUUGUUCGAUUAUAUGGAUUAUUAUCCGAUAAUAUUUUGGAAAUGAAAGCUGUUAACGCUCAAGGUGAAUUAUUGACAAUAAAUGAAACUCAUGAACCCGAAUUAUAUUGGGCAUUACGUGGUGCUGGUGGAGGUUUGUUUGUUAUUGUGACAGAAUUUAAAUUUCAAUUAGUUAAAUCUCCGUCACUUGUCACGAAAUUUUCAUUUACUUGGGAUGCGAAUGUAACAAAAUUAGUAAUACAAAAAUAUCAAUCAUUGUUAUUCAAUGAGAAAAUAUUCAAUAUAAGUAAUAAUAUAUUUUGGCAAAUGCAUGUAGAUAAUAUUCAUACAGUCAUUUCAAUAUGUUAUUUUGGUAUCGAAUUAGAAGAGUUUAAUAAAACUAUAUCGUUAUUAUUAGCAACGUUACCAAUUCCAAAUAAAACUGAUGUAUAUAAACAAGAUUGGUUGACUUUUGUUUAUGAAAGCUCAGGUAUUGAUGAUCCUACGGGUGAUCAUCAACAAUUGUUACUUGAGAAUUUAACAUAUCCAACAUCUUAUUUUAAAGCUAAACAUUUAUUUUAUGAUCAACCGAUAAGUGAUCAUAGUCUUGAUCAAUGUAUUGAUCGAUUAGCGUUAAUUGAUGGUCAAAUUGCUAUGUCAUUUAGUCCUUGGGAUGGAUAUUUAAAUAUAAUUCCAGUUGAUAAGACUGCAUUUCCAUAUAGACGUUUUAAAUUUGGUAUUCAGUUCACAAUUUCUUGGAAUGAUGGACAACAUGAAGAAGAACAAAUGAAUUUUUUAAAUGAAGUAUAUUUGACUCUCUACAGUGACUCAACAAAACAUUCAUAUAUUAAUUAUAUUGAUAGAGAUGUACCAAAUUGGAUGAAUGCUUAUUAUCAUACACAUCAACAACGUUUAAUUAAUAUUAAAAAUAUUUAUGAUAAAAAUAAUCGAUUUUAUUUUGAAAAAACAAUAGAAUCAAUUGGAGGAAAUCAUAAUCCAUUUAUGAACCUUUAUUUUGCAAGCUUUACUAUAUUUGUGUUUUCCAUUAUAUAA
This is a messenger RNA of Rotaria sp. Silwood1, 1602 nucleotides long. NCBI's taxonomy places the organism in Eukaryota, Metazoa, Rotifera, Eurotatoria, Philodinida, Philodinidae. The record is from the annotation of a GenBank genome assembly.